CUCUUAUCCAAGUGGAAUGAGACCAGAAAGCUCACAACCAGAGCUUAUUCAACUUUGGCAUAAGAAUGAACAAUGCCCACAAGGAACAAUCCCCAUUAGACGAACUCCAAAACAUUAUAAUUAUCAUCCAAACAAUCCAUCACUCUUUCACAACAAGCUUGUUGGAGCAGGUAACUUCACACAUGAGUAUGCCGUUGCCGACGCAGUACUCGAUGAAAAUUGCUAUGGGGGGCAAGCUUCAGUUAGUGUGUGGAACCCUAAAACAGAGUUGACUGAAUUUAGCCUCUCUCAAAUUUGGGUUGGAUCACAAAGUCAACAAGGAUCGAACACUAUUGAAGCUGGAUGGACUGUUAAUCCUCGGAGAUAUCACGAUAAUAUGACAAGGUUCUUCAUAUAUUGGACAGGAGACAACUACAAAAGCACAGGUUGCUAUGAUCUUGAUUGCCCUGGUUUUGUGCAAACAAGUCGAAAUUUCGCCAUCGGUUCUGCCAUACCAGGUACCUCCAUAUACGGAGGAAUGCCAUUCGACAUAACCAUAACUGUGUACAAGGACAAGAAGACUGGGAAUUGGUGGCUGAUGGUGCAAAACCUAGUAGUCGGAUACUGGCCUGCCUCCCUCUUCAAAGGUUUCGCGGACGGUGCUUCGAGGCUAACUUGGGGUGGGGAGAUCAUCAAUCGAAAAUCUGCAGGGCAUCACACAACAACUGAAAUGGGAAGUGGCCGAUUUUCGUCUCAAGGUUACGAAAGAUCAAGUUAUUUUCGCAAUGUUAAAUUCAUAGACAGCUCAAACACACUCAGAGAUCCGGUAGAUUUAAUUCAGUAUGUGUCCAAUCCUCAGUGCUAUGAUUUACAGUUCAUGAACAACACUGGUUUUGGCAUCAGUUUCUUCUAUGGGGGUCCAGGGUAUUCAGCAAGAUGUCCAUGAUAAAUCAUAGAAAUAAUUAAUUUACCCAAAAUAAUUAAAUAAACCAGAGUUAGAAAUUAAUUAUUAAUUUUUAUUAUUUACUCUUUGUGAUGGAAAAUUGGAAAUUUUCAGUACAUCUGUGAUAACAACACAAUGUUAUGCUUGACAAUGA
Messenger RNA from Cornus florida, 1076 nucleotides. RefSeq names its product protein neprosin-like. The transcript has 5 exons. The record is from RefSeq and is a predicted model, not a curated record. NCBI's taxonomy places the organism in Eukaryota, Viridiplantae, Streptophyta, Magnoliopsida, Cornales, Cornaceae. Bases 17 to 925 code for a protein of 302 amino acids.